Molecule: messenger RNA, 2875 nt
Organism: Rosa chinensis
Lineage: Eukaryota; Viridiplantae; Streptophyta; Magnoliopsida; Rosales; Rosaceae
Product: asparagine synthetase [glutamine-hydrolyzing] 3
Exons: 8
Coding region: 1447-2544 (365 amino acids)
Cellular component (GO): cytosol
Molecular function (GO): asparagine synthase (glutamine-hydrolyzing) activity
Source: RefSeq, a predicted model, not a curated record
UCCUAGUUCGAACCUGAACCAGAGGAAACAGAAAGAUAGAAACCCAGCAGCUAUGAUGAAGCUGACGGCGGGCAAGGGAGGCCAUCAGUCUUCAGAACACGAAGCAAGGAUGGUGGCGGCGUGUUUGCCCAUCUGUGAAGACCCACCUUCCCUUUGGCAAGCGAGGCCGCUGAAUGAGCGACAGUGUUCGCUUCUCGUGGGGAACCUUCUCUCUCAGUAAAGGACAUAUUUGUAGACUGGAGUUUUGAACUUCAGGCCAUUUGAUAUGCAUUGAUGUGCACCACCUAUAAUCCUACUUCUUUUCUUUUUUGUUUUGUUAUCUUUAUUCAUGAGUUGCAACCAUCACGUAAGAGAUCAAACUUCAUUCUUGCAAUUUUGUUUACCAAAACCUUCUUGUCAUAUCUGGUUCUUUGUGUGGAUCUUGGCAUUGACAGGAAUCUUAAAAAGGAGAGGUUGGUUGGUGCCAGUUUUGCCUGUGCUAAUUUUAGUGUUUGGGAGUUAUUUAGUUGGUAUGCAACUCUGCUAGUUACAGGAGACUUGAGGAACUUACUGAGAUUACUAUAUAGAUCAUUCCCUUUGUUUACCAAAAACUUGUUAUAUUUGGUUCUUUGUGUGGAUCCUGGCAUUGAAAUGAAAUCUUAAAAAGGAGAGGUUGGUUGAUGCCAGUUUUUUCACUGGUAAUAUUAGUGUUGGGAAUUAUUUACUUGCUGUGCAGCUGUGCUAGUUGGGUGUGACUUGACGAACUUGCUUGAUUGGAACUUUGAUGAGGAGGACUUGAGAUUGAUUGUUCUUUUUUUUAUUUUUUAUUUUUUUUAUUCGGGUGAGAUUGGGGUUUGAUAUACUUAAUUGCCUCACUUUAUGGUUAGCCAUACAUAUCUUUUGUGACUUAAACACGUGUUUAUGCUCAGUUCAUAGUAUGAUAGAAUGGGUAAUGUUAUAUCUGCAUUUGGAGGCUAAUUGUCUCACUAAACCCAAUUUGUUAAAUAUGCAUAGAGUAACUAGGUUGUUGGUAAUAAGUUGGCUUGAAAUUGAAAUGAAUAUGCUAUAUUAAAGAAAGGUCACUUUGACUUCUCUUGAGAAACUGCUUCUGAUAUAUAUUAGUACUUAUAUUGGUUAUAUUGGAAGAUACAUUCCUACUUUUAUCGUUUCCCUCUUCAUAUUUUAUGUCUGGUAUAAUUAUUGAAAAUUUGCAUAACGUACAUCAUUUCUUUCUGCCUUAUAUCAUAAUAUUAGUGUAACAGUUUAACUAGUGCUUUAAGUAAUGGUGUCUAAUGCAAAAGAUAUAGAUAUCAAUUUACCUUUUUGGAUCAAAGCUAUGAAUGAUCAUCAGAUAUGUGGUUUGUUAAGAGAGAUUUAAAUGGCCUCCUUGCCUCAUUCUGCUUUGACUAUUUAGCUUCAUAAUAUUCUUACAUUUUUUUCGUUUUCCUAAUACUGUAGGCUGUGUUAAUGAGACUUAUGACAGAUGUACCAUUCGGUGUUCUUUUGUCUGGAGGAUUGGACUCAUCACUCGUUGCUGCUGUGGCUUGUCGCUAUUUGGCUAAAUCAGAAGCUGCACGUCAGUGGGGGUCACAAUUACAUACCUUUUGUGUUGGCUUGGAGGGUUCUCCAGAUUUGAAAGCAGCAAGAGAAGUUGCAGAUUAUCUUGGAACUCAUCAUCACGAGUUGCACUUUAUUGUUCGGGAAGGCAUAGAUGCACUUGAAGAAGUUAUCUACCAUAUUGAGACAUAUGUGACCACUGUCAGAGCCAGCACUCCAAUGUUUCUUAUGUCUCGUAAAAUUAAAUCUCUAGGAGUAAAAAUGGUCCUUUCUGGUGAAGGUUCGGAUGAAAUCUUUGGUGGCUACUUGUAUUUCAACAAGGCACCAAACAAGGAGAAGUUUCACCAAGAAACAUGCCAGAAGAUUAAAGGUCUUCAUCUGUAUGACUGUCUGAGGGCCAACAAAUCGGCAUCAGCUGGGGGUGUUGAGGCUCGUGUACCGUUUCUUGACAAAGAAUUUGUCAAGACUGCUAUGGACAUUGAUCCAGAAUGGAAAAUGAUCAGGCCUGAUCUUGGAAGAAUUGAGAAGUGGGUCUUACGCAAAGCAUUUGAUGAUGAUCAGAAGCCAUAUUUACCAAAGCACAUCUUGUACAGGCAGAAGGAGCAGUUUAGUGAUGGUGUCGGUUACAGCUGGAUUGAGGGGUUGAAAGAUCAUGCAAACAAACAAGUAACAGAUUCGAUGCUGAUGAACGCAAGCUUUGUCUACCCUGAAAACACUCCGACUACAAAAGAAGGAUACUACUAUAGGACUAUCUUUGAGAAAUAUUUUCCAAAGAAUGCUGCGAGAUCGACAGUUCCUGGUGGUCCAAGUGUGGCAUGCAGCACAGCAAAAGCUGUGGAGUGGGAUGCAGAAUGGUCCAAAAACCCCGAUUCAUCUGGUCGUGCUGCACUUGGUAUACAUGCAGCUGUGUAUGAGGAAUCCAAAGAUGUAAAGACUGGAAGUCUUGUGAGUGACUCUCCACAGAAACUUGUAAAAGCGGUUGCAGAGAAAGUGGCUGCAGUAGUUUGAGUGGGAUGAAAAAGGUAGUGAAUGUUAUAAAUGUUUUUCUUCUGUCGAAAUUAUGUUGACCAUGUUCUUUUGGAUCAAUGAAACAAUGUCAGAUCAGAUAUACUGUAGAUUAAUAUUUAUUCUGAUUCUAUAGCAGAUGAGACCAGAAGGCCCUGUAGGGAAUCCGUCACGACUGUUUGUUGUUUAUAUAACUAGGAAGGCCUUGCUAUUGUCUCUUAGGUGAGACCAGACUAGUCGAUGCUUAUAUUUUCAAUAUGUAAUUUUCUUUGACCAUGACAGGAUUAUCCUAUCGGUUCGACAUGUAUGCAAUUUAGAUAGGUUUCUACUUUUA